AUGGAGGAUGGGCAUAGCGAUGAUGACGAUGAAGAAUUGGGUCGAAAGAAGAGGCUUUUGGAUCAGGAGAAACAAUCCAACGUCGCGUCGAAGAGACGAAAAACUGACACCAUGGCUGCUGGAAACGAGGUUGAUUUGACCCAUUGUGACAGUGACAGUGACACUGACGACCCUGAUACCAGUAGCCAUCCUGUGACAGGCGGGCAAGCGCCACGGGAAAAUGAAGCCGAGGAUGAUGCCAAAGGGAGAGAAGGAAGUACCGAACCAACUCUGGCACAAGAGACUUCCAACAUGGCGGACAACGUCCAUGAAACCACUACAGGGGGAGACGGGUCCAAAUCCAAGGAAAUUGGCCAACUGGCAGUGACAAUGGCUGACAUUUUUGAGGAACUGGCACAAGAGGAGAGCGCCAACCGAACUGCCAAACCUGGAGAGGAAAAUGCGUCAGAAUGGCCAGACGAGGAGGAGAGCCAUGGGGACAACAGGGAAGCUGUAGAAACGGCGACAAACAAAACUUCUGGGGAAGUGGUUGCCGAGACGAAUGGGGAUGAAGUGGAAGCUACUAUGACUGUUGUGGAGCAUGCGGAAAACGACAAUGAUGAGACUCCAGACAGUGAUGAAAGCAGUGCCGAAGAAGACGACUUGUUGGCAAGUCAUGAUCAAGGCCACAGCAACAAUAGCAAUCUACAAGAAGAAACCAUUCAGCUGGAAGAAGAAAUUCGCUUGCUAGAACAAUCCAUCAAGAGUUUGAAUGCGCGCAAACACGGCAUGGAUCGGCAAAUGGAAGCAUCUACUGCUCGACAACUCAAGAUUGCUAAAGCCCUCGCAUUCCAACGCGAACGCAAACAACACUUGCUGGCCAGUCAAAGCAAGCACCAAACAUUGUUGCAGGAUCUGCAAAAGUCAUUGACCAAAUCCCAAGACAUUCUCAUGAGACUCAACACCACCAGUACUAGUAGUAACGAUGAUGAUGAUGAUGAGGAAGCCGUAGUUGUAUUGACCGAAGAAGAGAUUCAAAAGUUGACGGAAGAAAUUCGACGGCAAGAAGAGCGGACCACGCAACAACAGCAACAACUUCAACAAGAUGAUGAGGGACAGGAGGAAGAAGAAUCGCCACACAUCAAUACCAAUCCACUGCCAUUAUCAUCGACGAAUGAAAAGAAGGUUGUGCCCAGUUGCCCCAUCAUUCCCAUUCACGAGGACGCGUCUCGUCUGGAAGCGUUUUGGAAGGGACACAACAUCAUGUACGAUAGUCAUUCUUGUCUGCACAGUUUCAUCCCUUGCAUUGGUUCCCAAGAGACGCUGGUUCGAAUCAUGGACAUUAUCGCCGAGGAAACCCUUGCUCAAGACGCCAACAACGAUACGACCCAGGCCGCAGAGUAUCGGCGGAACAGUCUGCGCAAUACAUGCUUGGAUUUCGUGCUCAUGGCAGGGAACACACAACAUGUCAAGAAAGCAUCGAAUCAAAACAAUAUUCCAAUUGCCGAACAGGCAAAAACUGAUGUCGCGACGACUGGACGAGACGAUGAGCAACCAAACCAGGAAUCCGCGUUGCAUUUGAACCCGCACGUGGCCCUGUGCCCGUACGAGCUGGCAGGAGUCUGUGCUGAUCCGUACUGCCCCUAUCAGCAUAUCAACGUGGAGAAUCGACCCAACAAAGUGUCGCUGUUGCCGAGAGAGAUGCUGCCCUUGCCACCGUUGAAGUUGCCAGAACAACAAAACACGGACGAAGAAAAAUUGGAGGAAGCGAGCGACAAGCAGAGAUCAAUACUUGUAGAAGCCAAGGAGGAACAAGGUGUCACGGAAGCUACCGCGCAAGUUGACCAAUUGGCCGCUACCCGACAACUCGCAUCAUCCAACGACGAUGAUGACACAAGAGAACUGUCACAUGACGAAUCCAAAAUGGUCCAAGCACCCGCAGCGGCGCAUUUGGAAGGAGAGCAUACCCACGAACAAUCAGCCGAAGCAAGAAGUGAAGAGAAUGAUGUUGCCUGUAACGAGUUUGAUGCGAACAUGGAUUUCAUCCCAUUCGGCGACGGUUCAGUUGAGGAACGCCGGGCCGAAACAAGAAGUGAACCGCAAGAGAAUGAGGAUGAUGUUGCCUGUAACGAGUUUGAUGCAAACAUGGAUUUCAUCCCAUUUGGCGACGGGUCAGCGGAGGAACGCGGGGCCGAAACAAAAAUGGAGGAACGCGGGGCCGAAACAAAAAGUGAUUCGCAGGAGAACGACAAUGAGCAUGUUGUUGCCUCCAACGAGUUCGAUGCGAACAUGGAUUUCAUCCCUUUCGGCGACGGUUCAGUGGAGGAACGCGGGGAAUCUGACGCAGACGAUGAAUCAGAUGGCGUCGUCGACUUGGAGACUGCUGGACUCUUACGCCUCACGACAGGCAGGACUUCAGGAGCAAAUGAGGAAUUGCAAACCUCGAUUGAAAAGAUUCCAAGCUGGCCGUGGUGGCGUAGCGAGGAAAACGGAAUGUCGCAAAACACACCCCAAGAGCUCUCUUCGUUUGAUGACUUUCUACUCUCUUACGGGGAAUUCCAAGCUCACAGAAACAAAGACGGGCCGCGUGUACUAGAAUAUCAUGGAACCAUCCCAACCUCCAGUUCAGCUCAACAAGUGUUUGCGUUCACCGCCAGGGUAGUGGACUGUGCCGGUCUAAUGGUCCAUGCUGGAAGAUUUGACUUGACGGAGCCAUUGUGCACCAUUGCAGCGAACGUGAUGCGGAGCGCGUCAAGAGAAAACAGCACGGUCGAGGGCAAGACCACGGCCGUUUUCCAUCAGGUUUUGGAGACUUUACUACCAACGCUGAAAACCGCUUACUCCUGCCAGCAUGGCAUCCGCGGCACAUUUCGCUGCCAGUUGCUACUUGCACUCAUUUCAGAUCGCUUGAAGCGAUGUCACCAUGCUCUCGCCAUCAGCACCGAGGACGAACCUUGGUCCUUGCAUUGGGGUUCUGACUGGUCGAACCAAUUAUCGGGCAUGCUCUCUGAGAGCGGGGAGAAUGAUUUAGAGCAAGGAUACCCCAAUCACGGGCGGAAGCUUGAUGCUUGGUAUAUUCGUGAAUCUGUCAAAGAGGCGGUUUUUCGCAAAGACGACGCAGAAGGCGUCUCGGACGACAAGCAUGAAAUGCGGCUCAGUCUCGCUUUGCUAUCAAACUUGCGGGAGGCACUCGUGUUCUCGUCCGCAGUCCGAGCGCGUUUCUCGUUGGAUGCAGCGGCAAACGACUACGUGAAGUCAAUCUGGACUAUUGUGAAAAGUCGUCUUUGCCAGCGAACAAGAGUUCUCCCACGUUCUGCCGUCUUUCAAAGGUCUUACAUAUACUUCGGAUACAUCCUUCUUGGUGUUCUGGAAGGAGCUGUGGAUUAUCUAAAUGGUCUUGAAGGGGGCAACAUCCAUGCUCUUGCCUUCUCUUCAUUGGUACAGCUUGACGUUGCAAUCUACGGAAUCAUAAAGCAGUUGACGAACAACCCCCGAAGCGCUGAUGACGAAUCUCCCAUUCUCGAGCUCCUGUUCACUCCCAUCUUGGCAGCAUCUGCGAGCCUUUCUUGUCGCCUUGGUCAAUACGCUAAAGCUCAGCAUCGAUUAGAAGACGCACUGAGCAUUUCAACCACCAAGAGCAAACUGCCCAACUUUAUGACAUAUUCGGAACUUCUUUGGUCACAAUUGCUUCACCUGCGGAGUUCUCUUCCGUUUAGCCAACAAGCCAUGACGACAAACAAGCCAGCACGGCGCUCGGGGACGUUGUUACCGAAGGAUUUGAAGCAGCAACACGAGGCACUGGCAAUCACGGUUGCAAUGCUGGGAUUGGACCUACACCACGUUUGCCUUGCGGGCGACUGGAACCUUCUGGCUCGAAUGAAGCUACCAGGUAGUGCACGGGCAACAAAAUCCAAUGGUUCGAAAGAAGCCACAAAGCUGAGCAGCCUGAGCACCUCGUUGCUGAGGGAUGGAACUGAGGACCUUUCAAUUGUACUGCAAUCUGGAUCAAGCAUCCAAAGUCUAUCUAGAUCAGAACUGUCAACAAGGUUCCCGAUGAGUCUGCUUGUUUAUGGAAAUAAGAUCACCUCCUUGAGCCUCGUUUCUUGUGAGCUACUCGAUCUGCCAUUUUCGUUUGGUGUCUACCUGUCGAACUUGAAGGCUCUCGACGUGUCUCGAAACAAUCUUGUCUUCCUUCCGGACUCUUUUGGAGCAUUGAAGAAUCUCCGGAGCUUUGCAGCAAAUGACAACAAACUCCAAGCAUUGCCAUCGUCCUUUGGAAGACUGUCCAUGCUGCGAAAGCUGCUGCUCUGCAACAAUGCCUUUACUUCCUUUCCUUUGUCUUUGAGAAGACUGAAGCAAUUGGAAGAGCUCCAGCUGGCCGGAAGCGAAUUCACAAUGAGCAACUCAGCACAGCUCACCCUCGAAUUGCCAAAGCUGCGAUUCUUUUCCGCACCGGUUGUGACGGGGGACAGAGACGAGGAAGUUCAAAGAGAAGAGUCCUAG
Messenger RNA from Seminavis robusta, 4482 nucleotides. The record is from the annotation of a GenBank genome assembly. Lineage: Eukaryota; Bacillariophyta; Bacillariophyceae; Naviculales; Naviculaceae.